AGUGCGGGGCGCAGCGCGGAGCCCGCUUGGAAGCUGCAUCCCGCGCUGGGUGACCUCGGCGGCGGCCGCCCCGAUGUUUUCUCCCAGCCAGGAGGAGCACUGCGCCCCGAACAAGGAGCCCGUCAAGUACGGGGAGCUGGUGGUGCUGGGAAUUCUGAAGAGGAAGCAAGGUCACCCCAGAAAACCCUGCUACUUCACAUGUGACUUCAUGCAGUGUUUUCAGGAGAUAAGGAAGACUGUUUUAUUAACCUGUACUGCUGGUGUGGUGAUCAGGAAGCACUUCUGCCUGGAGAGAUAUCUUCACCUGCAGAGUCUGAGGUAUAAUGGCUCCCUCCCUAAUGGUGACAGAGGACGCAGGAAAAGCAGAUUUGCCCUUUAUAAGCGACCUAAAGCAAAUGGAGUUAAGCCCAGCACUGUUCACGUGAUUUCUACUCCUCAAGCAUCCAAGGCUAUCAGCUGUAAAGGUCAGCACAGCAUCUCUUACACUUUAUCCAGAAAUCAGACGGUUGUAGUGGAGUACACACAUGAUAAAGAUACAGACAUGUUUCAGGUUGGGAGGUCAACAGAAAGCCCCAUAGACUUUGUAGUGACAGAUACUAUUUCUGGGAGCCAAAACAACGACGAAACUCAGAUUACACAGAGCACCAUAUCCCGCUUUGCAUGCAGGAUUGUUUGUGACAGGAGCCCGCCAUAUACAGCAAGGAUUUUUGCAGCUGGAUUUGACUCUUCUAAAAACAUAUUUCUCGGUGAAAAAGCAGCAAAAUGGAAAAAUCCUGAUGGCCACAUGGAUGGGUUAACAACCAAUGGGGUGCUGGUCAUGCAUCCAAAAGGAGGGUUCACUGAGGAGUCUAAACCUGGAGUUUGGCGUGAGAUCUCUGUCUGUGGGGAUGUAUACACCCUCCGGGAGACCAGAUCUGCUCAGCAAAGAGGGAAACUGGUAGAAAACGAGACCAACGUCCUACAAGAUGGCUCCCUCAUUGACCUGUGUGGAGCCACCCUUCUGUGGAGAACAGCAGACGGACUGUUUCACACCCCGACUCAGAAACACAUCGAAGCUCUGCGGCAGGAGAUCAACGCUGCCAGGCCGCAGUGUCCCGUCGGGUUAAACACUUUAGCGUUUCCCAGUAUCAACCGUAAAGAUGUGGUGGAAGAGAAGCAGCCCUGGGCAUACCUCAGCUGUGGUCACGUUCACGGCUAUCACAAUUGGGGACAUCGCAGUGACACAGAAGCUAACGAGCGGGAGUGUCCGAUGUGCAGAACCAUUGGCCCCUAUGUGCCUCUCUGGCUUGGCUGCGAAGCAGGCUUUUACGUGGAUGCUGGUCCUCCAACUCAUGCUUUCACCCCUUGUGGACACGUGUGCUCUGAGAAGUCUGCAAAGUACUGGUCUCAAAUCCCUCUGCCUCACGGUACUCACGCAUUUCACGCUGCCUGCCCUUUUUGUGCAACACAACUGUCUGGGGAACACAACUGCGUCAAGCUUAUUUUUCAGGGUCCAAUUGACUGAUACCACUUUGCGGUGACCACCAUAACGUUUUGUUUAACAACUUACUGUGAAAACUUUGCCACUAACUCUAGAUUUUACCUUUUUUUAUAACGUUAUUAAUAGGGUGGUAGGGUGGGGAUGGGGAGCUGACGAAGGAAAUGGUGAGGAGCUGUGGUGGAGUGGGAUACGAUGAUACCUGGAACUCGACAGCUAUCAGUGGGGUUGCAUGCUCAAAAGCAGCGUAUUCACAAAGUCUUCUUGGUCAAAUUGUAGUAUAUUUGUAAUCUUUUUAUUAGUACCCUGGAUCAGAAAAAGAUGUCUUAAUGAUUUUUUUAAGCUAAGAUUUUUUAAUGGGGAGGUUUUUCUUCUAAACUUUGACAAGCCUUUAAAACCUAUUUUUCAAACCUAGAAGGAACGUACAGAAUGUAACUGUCUUUAAUUUGCAGUAUAAUUUAACUUGAAUAGUUUCUCAAGGAGCUAAAGCAGAAUGUGUGGACAGCCAUAGGUGAAUGUUCACUAGAGAUAAUUGGAUAUGUAAGAGAAAAAUUAGCUGCCUAAAUUGUAGAGUAUAAAUGUAAUUAAAAUAUCUAUUAUGGUAUAACACAGCUGGCCAACAAGGCAUCAAGGAUUACUUGAAACUGAGGAAAUCCUGUUUGCAUUGAUUUCUUUUCAGUGUAAUAGAUGUCCACUGCUCAUUAUGUGUAGUGUAUGGCUGGGUUUUGUUUUGUUCUUCCCCGUUUAACUUGCAUACGGUGAAACCUCUUUACUUUUCUACAUACAUACACCUGGUUUUAAGCCAGCAUUCUGUAUACGUGUAGUCUGAUCUCUUUAUUUCUGCUUAGCUUUGCUUGUCCUGACUGCGCCUUGCAUGCCCAGAGCCAUUGGGUUGAGAUGUAGCGAGCCUUGAAAAAUUGAAUCCAAGGAGGUGCAGUGCUACAGCACAACAGAAGGUUCAGGUGCAGUUGAUACAGAACCUAUUUACAUAGACCUGAAUUCAGGAAAGCACUUAAUUAACAUACAAGUAUAAUCCCAUGGGUGGGACUUAAGGAUCUAAGUGCUUCAAUGGAUUGUGGUUAUACACUGUUAUGGUUUGAAACAAUAAGAAAACAAAGGUUAAAAAUAAUUUAUCUAAGCUCAGUUGGUAGCCAGCAUGCUGUGAGGAGGAGAGCAUCCUUUCUGGUUCAGCUGAGUGUUUCUGUUCAGUUUUCAACUCGCUGCCAUCUGUCACCUCUUUAUGCAGAUUGAGAUGUGUUUGUAUCUUCUUUUUUUUAAAUGUUUGCAAGUCAAACAGCAUUCAAAUGUAAUCAAAUCCACGUAGCAGGGUGGUGCAUCUGAAGUGCAUCACUUGGAAUUCCUGACUUCUUAAGGGAGCUGAUAAAUAUUUACUAUGGAGAUAAUUAAAUCAGAACUUCAUACGAGAUGUACCCUGCCCACUGUUAGAGUCAUCUCAUACGGAAUGAGAGCUCCAAUUUGGUUUCUGCCUUUUGCUUUCUGUGCUCUUGGUAUCUGAGGUAUCAAUCCAUCCAGUCUAUAAAGAAACGAAUGGGAGAAAACUCACAGCAUCUCCAGAUUCACACUCAGUUCUGUUCAAUCAACUGUAGCUUUUUUGCUCUAUUUGCGCCCUUUGUAUAAACAGAUAAUUUAUAUGAUUUUAAUAUAUUCUGUAUAUAGACUUGAAUUGGCCUGUUCAUAUUUUGGUUGUAAAGUUAUUUUAUAGUUAACCUUAUGAACAUUUGACGUGUCCCCUGCCGGUGGUGGUGGGACAUGCUUUGUCUGCUGCUGGUUUUAGUGUAAUUUUGCUGUAUAAAUGUUCAGCAUUUUAAUGAUUGGAAAAUAGCUUUACUUUUUACUGCUUUUUGCUGUUUUUUUUUUAAAGAGUUUUGCUCUGUAGCAUUUUCUCUAAAAAAAAAAAAAAAAAGUCAAACUGUACAGUUUUGCCCCACUCAGUGAUUGGAAAUGGGAUGCAUCUUGUUAACAGAGAACGAUAUGCUUCUUCCUAGUGCCUUCUCAAUGAGACCCUCUUGUGAUUGCGUGUGCUGAGUCCUUACUCCCACAAGACAACCUUGUGGCUGAUCUUCAUCAAGAAUGGCAAUCCAACCAGGUGGAGAGGAAACGCCUUUGGCCUUCAGUUCCCCCUUCUGGUUUGUGUCAUAAACGUGAAGGUGCCUCUUCGCUGUUUAUAUUCAGUACGGGUUCCUCAGGUUCCAUAUGCAUAGUGCAGCAUAGUUUCUGUUUAGCAUAUACCUCAUCUGUGAGAGGCAGCCUCACCUCCACCUCAUUCCUGUUGGACUCGGAAAUACUUAACUUUGUUUCUCACAAGAGAUGCGAUGAAAACACACUUUCAGGAGAUGCUGACUGUUGAAUCCUGGCCGUGAGCUGUGUGUCUAUGCUGGGAGGCACAAAUCUUGGGUUCCAUGUGCAACAGCUUCACCAGCCUGGGGUGGCAACUGCCUUUUCCUGAGCUUUAGCUGAUCAGGUCAUGCAUGUCUCCUUUUGAGCCUAAAUGGAUGUAAAGCACAGGUUCCAAGGCACCUCCAUCAUCAUGCUUCACCUACUUCCUUUUCUGUUGCAGAUUAAUUGCUGCUUCAGGGCUUACAUACAGCUGUACCCUGUGCAAAGUGCAUGCACAGAGUUAGAGGAGCAUGUGUUGGAAGUGCCAGCACACCGCCUGGUCACUGUGUUUGGUGUGCAAUGGAAGGCAGGUGAAUGGUUUGUAUCUGAGGGACGUGUCCUUUUGGAAGGCUGUGAUAAGCAGAAUUUCUUUGCUCUCACUGUCCACAAUUCUGUAUGAUGAAAAUACUGCAGGAGGGAAAACUUCUAUCUAGGAAACAAACUUCAGCAGCCCCCACGUAUAAAUCCAGGUACUUUGCCAUGGUCAGUACUCAAAUCCAGGGUGAGUCCUACUGGGCUGGCUUUUCUGGGAAGGCAGAGGAGUUGGUAGCAUUACUUUCCUCAGUGCCACGUGUGCUGCUCUGAUUAAAUGCGGGGCUGCUCAGUUGCUUAUCCCAUUUCUCCUUCUCUCAUCUCAAUAACCACGCACCAUCCCAUUCUGCUAACUCAACUGGAAGCAGUAGCUUGUAGGCAAGCAAGACUGAUCCUGUUUGGAGAGACUGAACUUGAGAACCACGCUCAUACUUCGUUUGGGAAGCUCAUUUCAUGAUCUCAGUGUUGAGUUUCUUACAUACCAUUUCAAGCACUGGCAGCAUACUCUGUAAAGUGUUUUUUUUUAACCUGUUAACUGUUGACUCAAUUUGAAUGCUUCAGAAACAGCUUUGACUGCAUAACUUGAAAGUAUUUUUCUAGUCUGAUCUUUAAAACAGGAAAAAGUCUGUCAUAUCCACGCAUGCUGGAGCUGUAACACUUCUCUUUUUCCUGGCAGCUUCUUGGUAGAGUGCUGAAGUCUCAAUAGGCAGCUCAGUAGUGAGUGUUGUUCUUUUUUGAACCGUGGUCCAACUUGUACAAAAGAGUUAGCAUGAUACUGCAUUUUAAUCAAGGGUUUUUUUCCAAGUGUGGUCACUUUGUGCCUCUGGUACAGUAGUAGUACUGUACUGGCAUAGCAAUUAAAGGAGGAUUGUGUUUCUUGGGGAGGAUGGGAAUGGGACUGAAAGGAGACGAAAGCUGCUGUCGGACUGCUUCCAUGAACUGCUGUGCCAGGAACUGUGACCAUAACUGUUCUGCUUCCAGACCUGGUUCAUGCUGCACAAAGCACUCUCUUCUGUUAGGAAGCCCCACAAUAGAUUGGGAAGGCUGUGGUCUUCCUAGGAAAAUGCUGGAUGUGAACAUGGCAGUGCCUGGAGUUGAAGGAUUCUGCUUCAGAGACUGAGCAGGGAGUGGAGGUGCUGGGAUGGGGCUGCCCUGAACACCUGGGAGUCCCAUAGAGAACUGCAGCACACUCUGGAUUUACUCUUACUCCAGGAUGGACAGGUGGAGCCAUUGACCCAAGGGGCUGAGAGGCAGAAGUCUGUUGGGUGUUGGGGCUGAGUAGGUGUGGGCAGCCCAACUUCUGGAGUAUUCUGACUGGAGAUCCUUCCUUCCUACAUGUUUACUCAGUUUUCAGCCUCUUGUGAGUUCCUGGUUCCUUUCUUUCUCUACUUAGCUGCCUAGUUGCAGGUAAAUCAGUAAAUAUGGCUUGAAAGGAAGGCAAGGAAGAGAACUUAGAUGCCUUCAGGCUUGCUUCUUUUCAAGGCAAGCAAAGUGAAGUUACAAAUGUCUUUGAUUUUUUUUUUUCUCAAUAUUUGUAUUUCAUGAGCACUCUUCACAACCUUCACACUCAGUAUUGGUGAAUUAGAAGGACGAGCUCUGAAGAUGGGGCAGAUUUUGGGGGUGUGGGGUGGUUGCUGGGCUGAGAAGUUGCAGCGUGCAGACAGGGUCCCACUGACUGCAGCAGGGCACUUUUGGUGUUGAAGUCCCUUCUGCUUCCAUCGCAGUGCUUAGGGAUGGGUGCUGUGGGGUCAAACACAUGGUGAAGAGCUCCUGUUGCUGCCACGCAGCCAUAAGAACAGCCUCAGCCACACAGUGUGAAGGGGAAAUGUUCACCUCCCAGCGGCGUUAGCAGCUCGUAGACUUGUUGGGUGUGUUUGUAAAGCUGGUCUUUUCUACACUGUGUGAAACGAACUGAAGUGAUUCCUUUGCUGUUGUACCCGUGGAAGUACAAGCCAUUCUAUGGGGGGAGGGCUGGGGAAAACCUUCAGAAAAGAAGGAAUUAAAAUGUUAUCUCAGUAUUCUCAUCGACUCCUCCAGUUUUUUUUUUUCCCCUGCUGAUUGAUUGUCAGAGCUUGACUUGGAUAUGCAACACCGUAUGGGCAUUGAGAUGCUACCACUUCUCCUGCCCUCCUAUCCCCUCUCCUCUGUCCCACAGCAAACAAAACCCCACAGCUCUGAGGAUCCGUAAGCAUUGGAGGUACGGAGUGGAUCUGGGUGUGAGUGCCCUGAAAUUCCAGCUGAUGGAAACCCCUGGUUUUUAAAUGGAGCUGUUUGUUUUCAAUGCCAGCUGCCUUCUCACGGUGUUAACAUAAUAGCAAAAUAAAAGCAAUUUCCAGGAAUAAUA
Messenger RNA from Gallus gallus (chicken), 6530 nucleotides. RefSeq names its product pellino E3 ubiquitin protein ligase family member 2 (gene PELI2). The coding region runs from base 74 to 1504 and encodes 476 amino acids. Lineage: Eukaryota; Metazoa; Chordata; Aves; Galliformes; Phasianidae. The transcript is spliced from 8 exons. Gene Ontology annotation, biological process: protein polyubiquitination; regulation of Toll signaling pathway. Gene Ontology annotation, molecular function: ubiquitin protein ligase activity. The record is from RefSeq and is a predicted model, not a curated record.